GACUGGGAACGAAUGACAGUUGAAAAGUGGCGCGCUGACCAGUUGAUCGCCAGCAAUCAUGGGACCAAGAAAGGAGUGCGGGUGAGUUCAGUACCUAAUUUAACAGUUUGUUUACUCGGAUUUUACUCCUACAGAAGUAGCGCUUGUGUCAUUCGACAAGCCAACUUCAAAUUUAGUUUCACUAGAUGCCGAAAGAGCGAGAUAGAUCGCACCAGGCUAAUGAUCAAGAGCCUAGAUCGCAUAGAUCUUCUUCGCACAGACAUCGAAGCCAUAAACACGACGAGGGAAAACAUCGAUCACAUCGCCAUAGGCAUACACCAUACCAUCGUGAAAAAGAACCUCGGUCCUCAACGCAUAUAUAUUUUAAUGGAUCAGAUAAUGUUCCGGCAGUUUCACUGCACACGGAUCAUGUAGCUUUGGCUUCGAGUCUGAGUUCCUUAAUGCAACAAAAUGGCGGGAUGGCACAAGUGCUUGGGAGUUGCUAUGAAAUGCUGGAACGGCUACGGAGCAAUCAAUUAUUUUAUCCUGGCACUUCACGGCAGAGUGCUACUACUUGUACGAGCACUGAUGGCCGACGAGGAGUGAACCAUUCUAAUUUAGCAAACGUGCCAAGAUCUCCGAAAUCUGUUGCAAAGAAACUUGAACCAAGUUUUAGUGGAAUCUUGGAAACAUAUAAGACAGCAAGUCUUGUUCCAGCAGCUCAAACCAAGGCACGAUUGCACCAGAGCUUGGUGUCCCAUACUGAAGCCAAACUAGACUCUAUAGACAUCUCACUGGUAUGUCCACUGACUCGUUCACGGAUGGGGACUCCAGUGCGAGGAAGGAACUGCACACACAUUCAUUGUUUUGAUGGAGAAGCUUAUCUCCAACUGAUGUGGGAGAAGCAUGUUGAGAAGUGGAAAUGUCCAAUUUGUAAAUGUCUUGCACCUCUGUCGGAGUUAGUUGUUGAUGGGUAUAUCAUGGAAAUAUUAGAAGCAGUACCUGGGGACGUGAAGAGCGUGGAAUUCACUUCAGAUCAAUGUUGGCAAAUAAAGGGAAGAGAUUGCUCAUUGACAUCAAUCGAUAGAUCUUCAAAUGACUCUGAUCGAGGAAAUAAUGCGGUUAUUGACCUGACAUUUGACACUCCCAAGAAAAGUGAUCAGAAGAAGUUGUCAAAUGUUGACAGCAACUUUGACAAGGAUGGUCCUCCUGUGAUUGAUCUUACUUUGUCUCCUUGAAUAAGUGUAUAUGGAAACUGUGGUUCAGGUUGGCAUAAACAUGAAUUGAUCAAUGAAGUCUUCAACAUUAUGGGAAAUGUUCCUAGGGAUAUGUCUUAAACUUAGAGGUUAUAGUUUAGGUGACAAUUGUUACUGCUUCUCAACUUCAAGAUCAUUUUUCUUGAGGUAUAUUUGGUUUUAUUAUUAUUAUUAUUAUUUUUUUUUUUAAAUUAACAUGUGUUUUAUUCAAACUGUCUUAAGCUAGGAGGCAAUGAUAAGCUUCAUUAAAUUCAAGGUUGGCACAGGGGAGUCAGUUUUUUUUUUCAAAUAGGAGUUAAGCACGAGUUAAGAGUUAACCACUUAAGAAGCAAGUGUACACAUCAACAAAUCUUUCUCAGUGCCUGGCCUUCAGUGAAAACCUUGGAUCACUACUCAUACACCCACCUUGAUGAAUAUUAAAUCCUUUGAAUUUUUGUGACUUUGUGGUAACAGUAUAUUGUAAAGCAAAUAGGUAAUCAAAUAUAGGAAAUCUUCAGAAGGAAUUUCAGUUAUUUUGUUGAGUUAAAACAGACAAUCAUACACCUUUGAAAAGUGUUUUUGAUAAGAUUUGAAGUGGGUGGCUUCCCUGGUACACUGAGAGAGGCUCGUAACAACUUCUUUCAAACAGCCCAUUUUAAAAACUACAAGUAGCUGGUGAUUCCAGGGGUUUCACUGAGGGCCGGGCACUAGCUGUAAGGAUGAUUUUCCCUUCCUGUUUUGACCAUCUAAGGGAAAGUUUUUCUUAUAACAAAAGACGUUCAGUUUAAUGCAAUUUCAUUUAUUUACACUUAGUGUAG
This is a messenger RNA of Orbicella faveolata, 2032 nucleotides long. RefSeq lists its product as uncharacterized. Gene Ontology annotation, biological process: protein sumoylation. Lineage: Eukaryota; Metazoa; Cnidaria; Anthozoa; Scleractinia; Merulinidae. Gene Ontology annotation, cellular component: chromatin. Gene Ontology annotation, molecular function: zinc ion binding; SUMO ligase activity. The record is from RefSeq and is a predicted model, not a curated record.